AGAACGAAUCGAAAUUUCGCAUGGAUUUUUGCUAAAAUAAAACGAAAAUGGAUGGAAGUUCAUUGGAGUAUUUUUGCCGCGUCUGUGCAACGGAAACAAAUCAUUAUCAUUUAUUUGAAACAAAUCAUAAUGGAAUCCAGUUGGCCGAGACGCUAAUGCACUGCUUGAAACGGCCAGUGAACAAAAUAGACGGCCUCCCGAAAUAUAUUUGCCCGAAUUGUAAGACGAAUUUAAUAUUCACCUAUGAAUUUCAUAACCUUUGUGAGGCGAGCGAGCAAUAUUUUAUGAAAAGAUUACAACCGCUAAACCACCAAAAUACCGACGAAUUUAAGACAUUUCCAAAUGUUGAACCACCAUCAAUACACGCUAUAAAUGAAAAUGCAAUCGAUGCACACAUAAAAAUUGAAAACGACUAUGAAUUGGGAACGACAGCGGUAGCGGCGAUGUCGGGGAUUCUUCAACCGCCGAAUAUUGUUGACGAUGGCAACGACAGUUUGGAGUUUGAUAUUCAGCCAACCAUGCUCGUCGCUUAUUUGUUUGGAGGAAAAUUUUGAUUAAACAAUAUCAAAAUGGAGAAGAGUGAUGAAAUCGGGAGUAAAUCAUCGCAAAUGCCAAUUGGUCGGUUAAGACAAAGACGCAAUACGACGAAAGCGAAAGCCACACAAGCUGUGACGCUACGACGAAGUCGACACAAAGCCAAUGAAGAAGAUAAAGUGUUUGAAUGUUUCGAAUGCAGAAAAACAUUCCAGCUGUUGAAUGACCUGCGACAACAUAUGAACGAGCAUAACAACAUACGGAAGCCAUUCGAAUGUACCACGUGUAAUAUGCGUUUCAUUCACAUAAACAGUUGGUUUCGGCAUCGGUCGAGACACACCAAAAACAUUCAUGAAUGUGAAUAUUGCUCAGAGUCAUUUAACACACUCACCGCUGUAAAGCAACACAUUCAGGAUAUGCACAAGGAUCAUCUAAAAGCCUACAAAUGCGAUCAAUGCGCCGAGGAAUUUGCUUUGCAUUUCCUACUAGUGUUACACCAUGAAUGGCAUAAAAAAGCCAAACCGAUCAUCUGCAGCACUUGUAACAUGGUUUUCUUCAAUGAACGCAAAUUAAAAGCACACAUUCGAGACAAUCAUGCGAACCAUUUGUGUGCGGAGUGUGGAAAAUCCUUCAAAACUAUUCAUUCGUUGGCCAGCCUCCAGAUGCUGCACACCGAAGAAAAGCCCUUUGCCUGUGAUCUAUGCCCAAGUAAAUUCAAAUGGAAAGCCGCAUUACGAACUCAUUCCCUCGUUCAUUCUGGGCAGAAACAGCACGUUUGCGACAUUUGUGGCUCAUCAUUCACAACCAAAGGAUCGAUGAAAAAGCAUAAAAGAAUACACACCGGUGAUCGACGAUAUCAAUGCGACACUUGCUCGCUAAGAUUCUAUAGUAACGACCAUUUGAAGCGCCACAUAAGAACCCAUACCGGCGAGAGACCAUACAUUUGUACAUACUGUCCGCGUUCAUUUUCGCAAAGCAACGAUUUGACAAAGCACUUGCGUUCGCAUGUGGGCCAAAAUAUGUAUCAAUGCAGUGAUUGCGGUGAAUCGUUUCGACUUCAAACCGAACUACGAAAACAUUCCUUCACCCAUUACAAUAAGGACGAUAAUUCAGAUACGCUCAAAAUGGAAGAGCAGCAAUAAUUAUAAUAUAACAUCGAUUGUAGUCUGUAGUCGCCUCAAUUUUUGACAAAAUUGUCAAUAAAAUAUACAUGUAAAUAAACAAUUGUCUGAUGGCAGCAUGAAUCCCAGCAGAGAGCCUUUAAAUUUGUUUUUGAAAAAUGAUUCGAAAAGACAUGGUGGGGAUUUCGGGUGGAGUUGAUUUAGCGGUGGCCGGUUUCUUGUUGAAGCAAAAAGGCUUUGAUAUUCGUGGUGUUUUCCUGAAGAAUUGAGAUUUAGUUGACGUUUCGUUACUGUUCGAGUUACUGUUCAGCCGAAACAGACUGGGAAGAUGCACAAUAUGUCUGUGAUAAAUUACAAAUCCCGGUUCAAUGCAUCGAUUUCGUGAAGCAGUACUGGACCGAUGUGUUUGAGAACACUAUGAAGAAAUAUCAGAAUGACCAGGCACCGAAUCCGGACGUUUAUUGCAAUAAACACAUAGAAUGUGCCGCAUUUUAUCGACACAUCAAGGAAAAUUUAGCAGCUUAAACAGAUGCGAUAGUCAUUACGUCUAACAUUAAAGCAGAAGGAAGAUAUGGAUAUGGUUUAUUGUUUAUCACUUCGGUGAAACCGAUAUUGACAUUCUGGAUGACUCUAUCAACUCUUGAUG
This is a messenger RNA of Sitodiplosis mosellana (orange wheat blossom midge), 2301 nucleotides long. RefSeq names its product zinc finger protein OZF-like. Gene Ontology annotation, biological process: regulation of transcription by RNA polymerase II. Gene Ontology annotation, molecular function: RNA polymerase II transcription regulatory region sequence-specific DNA binding; DNA-binding transcription factor activity, RNA polymerase II-specific; zinc ion binding. Gene Ontology annotation, cellular component: nucleus. NCBI's taxonomy places the organism in Eukaryota, Metazoa, Arthropoda, Insecta, Diptera, Cecidomyiidae. The record is from RefSeq and is a predicted model, not a curated record.